CCUCCGCGCCAGCAGGGGGCGCCGCCGCCCCGCCGGAGCCGCUCUGGCGGCGCCGCUUCCCCGGGGCUCGGCCAUGGCGGCGGGCGCUAGGAGGGCCGUGUACCCGCUGUUCCAGAGGGGCGGCCCGCAGCUGCGGAUCUUCCGUCCCAACUUCUUCAUGCUGGCGGUGCGGCCCGGCGUGCCCCAGCCCGAGGACACCGUGCAGUUCCGCGUCUCCAUGGAAAUGACAAAACUGGAUAUCAGGAAUUACCUUGAAAGAAUAUACAAUGUGCCUGUAGCUGCUGUGAGAACCAGGAUACAGUAUGGUGCAAACAACAAGAGGAAUCACAGGAAUCAGAGAGUGAAGAAGCCAGAUUACAAGGUCGCCUAUGUACAGCUGGGCCAAGGACAAACCUUUCAGUUUCCCAGCCUAUUUCCAGAGAAAGAACAAGACGCAGAAACUCGCUCUUUCGAUGACUUCAGGGAUAAAUAUAUGGAGAAAGAGAAGCAGAAGCAGGAGCAGGAAGGUGACCCCAGACGAGGUGGAGUCCCUGACUGGUUUGGACUUUGAAGCCAGUUGCCUUCCUUUAGGCUCAGAGGGAUUUUGAUUAGCACAACUCUUCUCUUCUCUUCUCUUCUCUUCUCUUCUCUUCUCUUCUCUCUCUUCUCUUCUCUUCUCUUCUCUUCUCUUCUCUUCUCUUCU
Messenger RNA from Vidua chalybeata, 682 nucleotides. It is a transcript of the gene MRPL23, whose product is annotated as mitochondrial ribosomal protein L23. NCBI's taxonomy places the organism in Eukaryota, Metazoa, Chordata, Aves, Passeriformes, Viduidae. The record is from RefSeq and is a predicted model, not a curated record. Gene Ontology annotation, biological process: mitochondrial translation. The transcript has 5 exons. The coding region runs from base 74 to 550 and encodes 158 amino acids. Gene Ontology annotation, molecular function: structural constituent of ribosome. Gene Ontology annotation, cellular component: mitochondrial large ribosomal subunit; ribosome.